AGGAAGCAUAGAGGUACAAAGGUGGGAGCUCUUGCAGUGCAACAUUCCUUGGAUAGUAAUGUAGAGUUACAUGCAUCGGAUCUGGAUCUGGCUAAUGCUAGAGAAGGACAUGCAGCCGUUUGUGAUGAAGUUGAGAGUAUGAGCACUAACUCUUUUCUGUUUUAUUUCCAUUAUGUUAUAGGUAUUUAAAAAUUUUCAUCAAAUUAUGAAUCAAUCAUUGAGAGCUAAUUUGGUGCUUCAAUAAAACUUUUUGUGAACAGUAAUGAGAUCUUAAAGAGGUAAUUUUGUGUGAUGUGUAGUUUAGUAUAUCUAGAGGCCUUCACUCGGGCAAGUUGUAAUUGUUAAACAGUGUUGUUCUAUCCCGUUCAAAAUCUGGACGGUCAAAAUCUGGAGGAUUUUAUAUAAUACAUGUAAUCUUUUGAAUCGCAUUAUAAUCCUUUUAAACUGUGCUAAGUCAAUUUCUUCAGAGUUCUUCUUUCUUUCGAGUCUCCUUAAAAUGACACUAGGCAUUAGCAAAAGUGAGACUAUAGCUGUGAAUAUUGAAUGUUCUCAACUUGGUCAUUGUUAUCCCUUCGGUUAUUUUGUUGCAUUGCUUCUACAAUACGUCGAAGCGUUAUUUUCUUUACUUUUUUAUUGCUAUUUCCUUACCUUUAUUAUGUGGUGUACAUCCUAAAUCAGCGAACCGACACUUAAGUCUUGGGAGAAGUGAGUUCUUCGAUGCCUUCUCCAGUGUUCCACACAAGGAUGAGCAAUGCCCUAUAAAUCCUCGUUUUCACUUUGCAAUUGCUCGUCCUCUGCAUAAUUAUGAAGGGUUUUGCACCCCCUCGAGCCACUGAUCUUGGAUGGUCGCAUGGAAAAAUGGUGGAUGGGGAUCGACAAAAAAUACAAUGUAAAUAUUGCCAUAAGAUAAUCUUAGGAGGUGGAAUAUCCCGUCUUAAACAACAUUUAGCUGGCGAAAGAGGCAAUAUAGCUCCAUGUGACAGUGUUCCUGCUGAUGUAAAAGCACAAAUCCAGCAACAUCUUGGGUUGAAGGUUUUGGCAAGAUUAAAGAAACAGAAGGAUCCAGAAGGAUCUAGAAGUUCUUUUCAACACAGUGGAAAGAGAUGUAAUGACGACUUUCCUAGUUCAACUUCCAUAGGAGAUGCUUCUGUUAAAAGAAGAGGAGAAAAAGGAAAACACGAGGGGUAUUUUCACAAGAGUAAGAGAACAAAGAAAUAUCUUCCACACUCUACAAUAAAACAGAAAUUGACUUCUCAAGAAAUCAUAGACCAAGCAGAUCUUGCAGUUGCUAAAUUCUUCUACGAUGCGGGCAUACCAUUCAAUGCAGCAAAUUCAUUUUAUUUUCAGAGAAUGGCUGAUGCAAUCACUGCAGCUGGUCCGGGAUACAAAAUGCCUUCUUUUCAUUCAUUACGAGGCAAGUUAUUAAAUAAAUGUGUUCAUGAUGCAGCAGAAAUCUGCCAAGAGCUUCAAAAAUCAUGGGAAGUAACAGGCUGUACUGUUAUGGUUGAUAGGUGGAAAGAUACUACUGGUCGCGUUAUGCUUAAUUUCUUUGUUUAUUGUCCGAAGGAAACCAUGUUUCUUAAGUCAGUAGAUGCAUCUGAGUUAGAAAAUUCUUUUGAAGGGCUGGUUAAUUUGUUUGAUACUAUUGUUCAGGAUGUUGGCCCACAAAAUAUUGUGAAUUUUCUGACUGAGAGCUUACCUUACUAUAAUACUGCAGGAAAAGUAUUAAUGGAUAAGUACAAGACCUUCUUUUCAAGUGUUUGUGCUAACCACUGCAUUGAGUUGAUGUUGAAGGGUUUGGGCGAAAUGGAUGAAGUGAAAUGCGUGAUGGAAAAGGCAAAAACAGUAUGCCGAUUCAUAUAUAAUAAUGAAUGGGUCCAUAAUUUAUUGAAGAAGAAAACUGAAGGGAUGGAUGUUAUUCAGCCAGCUUUGACGGAGUUUGUUAUGAGCUUUUGUACGUUACAGAACAUUAUCUUCUUCAAAGACUCCCUUCACCAGAUGUUCACUAGUAAUGCUUGGGAGCAGUCAUCCUUCUCUAGGCAAUAUGUUGGUAAUGAAGUAACAAAGAUUCUCUUAGAUCCACAAUUUUGGAUAUCAUUGAUGAACAUUGCGAAGGUAUCAAAACCGCUUACCGAUGUACUACGGGUCUUGGAGAGCGAAGAUAGGCCUUCUAUGGGUUAUUUAUAUGGUGCACUGGAGAAGGCAAAGAAAGAAAUAAUUUUAGCUUUUGGCAACAAUGAAACUGAAUUUAUGCCAUAUUUGGAAGUCAUUGAGAAAGUACAAGAUGAGCUUCAUUGUCCCCUUCAUGCUGCUGCUUAUUACCUUAACCCUUCUAUGUAUUAUAGUUCCAACUUUUCCAUCAAUAAUGUGAUUCAGAAGAGUUUGCUUGAUUGCAUUGAAACCCUUGAACACAAUUUAGCAGCCCAAGAUAACAUUACAAGACAUAAAGGUUUUUACGAGGAUGCUUUGGGAGAUUUCAGUCGCCCUGUGGCAAUAAGGGGUAGAGAAUCACUGCCCCCAGCUACAUGGUGGUCACUGUAUGCAUCAGACUACACCGACCUUCGGCGCUUUGCUGUCAGGAUAUUAAGUCAGGCAUGCAGCAUAACGACGUCUCGAAAGACGUGGACUAUGAAUGAAUCCAGAAAUUCUACUCAAAACAGAUUGGAACAUGAAAGGAUAAACGAUCUUAGUUUCGUCCACUAUAACCUGCAUCUUCAACGAAGGCAAAUGGUGGCAUUUGGAAACAAGGCCCUUAUUGCAGGAAAUUAUGAUCCAUUAUGCUUGGAGGGGAUGAAUAACAAUGCAAAAGACUGGAUAAAGGACCCUGAGGGACUUGAUGGGUUCUAUGUCGGUUCACUAAAGUGUACUCAAAUUAGCAGUCAGAUUCCUACCGGGGAUAAGUUCAGUAAUUCAGGUGAUGAUAAUACUGGUUGUGGUGCUAGAGAAACUGAUGAAAAUAAUGAUAGUGACGACCAGUGAGGAUUCUUGAAAUUUUAAAACUAAUGAGGAAGCAUCAGAAACAUGGAAGAUAACAAAAAAUAGACCAGUUGGAGUUGGGCCAGUGAAUGGAUGGGCGAAUGUAUAUUACUUCAAUUGAGGAGUUGUGCUGUAUUGUUUUGUUGGUUGAGAUCACUGUGAAAGAGACUCUGUCGAACAUCUGAUUUUCUUGUUUUCAAUUCUGAUUAGCCCUGGUUGUUUUGAGAAGUGCUUUAUUCUUCGCCCUUCGCUACCUACUAUCUACAAAGCAUUCUGAUAUAUGAAGCACAAGCAGUAACUUAGACGAAUAUAUGACAGCUGUGGAUGGUGGAAUGGUUUCAUUUUCUAAUUUCCCACUUUUCAUCGGACCCAAAUUUCAAUUGUCUAGUGAUGCUCCGGGUACUCAUGGAAGUUGAACGUCUUGCUGUAACAGUAUAUGGUCAUCUUUCUCAGAAGAAUUGCUAUAUAGAAUUGAAGUGGCGUGAAGGCUGAUCAUAUGAUUAGUGUAAAUAAACACGAUAAACUUCAUCGUGAGUUGUGGAAAUUUUCCGUAUUCUGUACAUUGUACUGAUAUUAUGCGAGUGGCCUAAUGCUAUGCACAUGCAAGGGGAGUAGUUAUUGGGUCCAGUGUAGCACGUGUAGAUUCAAUUGUACAUAUCUUAUAUGUAAUUUUCAUAUGUAAUUUUCCUUUCUUAAGCAUCUAAAUGAUCUUUGUAUUUCUUAUUUGCCAAGGGUAAGUGCAAAUGCAGCAUGCUGCAUUUGCUUAAUAAUUUCCUGAAGGUAACGGCGGCAGUGACUGCAAAAGUUAGCCAAGUUAUAUUUCCUAUAUUUUGCUGAAUGUGAUCUGUUUGUGCGGUUGAAAAGGCUCAACAUGGAAUGCUUUGUUUUACGAA
Molecule: messenger RNA, 3869 nt
Organism: Ananas comosus (pineapple)
Lineage: Eukaryota; Viridiplantae; Streptophyta; Magnoliopsida; Poales; Bromeliaceae
Exons: 4
Coding region: 805-2979 (724 amino acids)
Molecular function (GO): protein dimerization activity; DNA binding
Source: RefSeq, a predicted model, not a curated record